Pezoporus occidentalis (night parrot) is the source of this 4377-nucleotide messenger RNA. It is a transcript of the gene TTI1, whose product is annotated as TELO2 interacting protein 1. The record is from RefSeq and is a predicted model, not a curated record. The transcript has 7 exons. Gene Ontology annotation, cellular component: cytoplasm. NCBI's taxonomy places the organism in Eukaryota, Metazoa, Chordata, Aves, Psittaciformes, Psittacidae. Gene Ontology annotation, biological process: chromatin remodeling. Bases 1 to 3252 code for a protein of 1083 amino acids.
AUGGCCCUGUUCCGCUCUCCGCGGAGCGCGUUCGGGGCGCUGCGCCCCGCCUGCGUGCAGCUGACGCGGGUGCAGACGGCGGAGAACGUGUGUCGGCUGGCGGCGCGGCUGGCGGCGGUGAGCGGCCCGGCGCUGCAGGAGCUGCAGGAGUACGUCCUCUUCCCGCUGCGCUUCGCGCUGAGGGCGCCGGGGCCGCAGCGGGAGCGGCUGGUGCAGAGCGCGGUGCAGUGCAUGGCCUCGGUGCUCGCGGCCACCGCCGUGCGCAGGCCGGAGCUCCUGCGGGAGCUGCUGGCGGAGCUCUGCGCCUGCCUCGCCCCCGGCCCCGCCGCGCCGAGCGAGGACGUGAAGCUGGCGGUGACCGAGGCGCUCCGCACGCUGCUGCACUCGGCCUCGGGCGAUGUGAGCCUGUCCCUGUACCAGCCGGCCACCCUCCCGCUCCUCGGCUGUGCUGUGUCCUUGCUCCUGGGCCUGGCGGAGCGAGAGAGAGCAAAGCAGCUCAAGGUCUCUGCGCUGAAGUGCUUGCAGGUCCUGGUCCUGCAGUGCGACUGCCAGGAGCACCGGCCCCUUGGCGAUGACGAGGCGCAGCAAUGUGGGGAUCUGUUUGCUUCCUUUCUGCCUGGGGUUUCCAUUUCCCUGUCCCGGGUCGUUACCGGAGACAUCAAACAAGGGCACAAACCCACCGUUGCUGCCAUCAGACUCUUUUAUCUGAUUGUUGGCCUGGUGAUGGCCGAUGCACAGCUAGCCAGAGUCCCAAAGAGCAAAGAAAAGCUACCAGAGAAGGAAAGCAGAGUAUCAGAAAUACUGGUCCAUAGAGGAGCCGACUGGAGCAAAAGUACAGCCGAAAAACUCUCUCUCCUCCUGCAGAAAAUGGUUGAGUUCUCCUCAGUUCACCCCCACUGGAAAGUGAGACUGGAGCUGGUGGAACUGGUCCACCACUUACUGAGGAACUGCAGCCAUUCGCUGGAGAGCUCCUUCACUCACCUCUUGAAGGCCUUGGUGGGACUGGUUAACGACGAAAGCAGCGAAGUCCAGAGCAGAUGUAACGAGGUUCUGCAGGGCAUUGCAGAGCAGAGGAUCAUAGCACAGAGCAGGGCUCUGGCUGAUGUCCUCUCCGAGAACCUCCACUCCCUUGCCACAGCGCUUCCUCGCCUGAUGAGCUCUCAGGAUGACACAGGCAAGGUUUCCACUCUGAGCUUGCUGCUCGGCUACCUGAAGCUGCUGGGCCCCAAGAUUAACGUCGUCCUCAACUCCACAUCGCACCUCGGCCGCCUCUCCAAGGCACUGAUGCAGGUUCUGGAGCUGGACGUGACGGACGUGAAGGUAGUGGAGGAUAGACGCUGGGGCUGUGAGGGCUCCCUGCAGCCUGGUGUGCAGAAUGGCAGAUGCCAGAGGAAAUACUUCCGCUUCUUCACAGAGGAGAAGGUUUUCCAGCUCCUUCAACAAGUGUGUCGUGUUCUUGGCUACUACGGAAACCUCUAUUUGCUUGUGGAUCAUUUCAUGGGGCUGUACGGCGAAUCUGCCAUGUACCGAAAGCAGGCGGCCAUGGUCCUCAAUGAGCUGAUUGCAGGAGCUGCUGGAGUGGGAGUGGAUGUCCUCCAGGAAAGGGAAGCGUCACCGAGCAUGGACGAUCUCAAAGGGUCCGUAACAUCCAUUCUCGAAGAGUACACAGACCAGGCAAAUUGGUAUUUGAUCACGAGCGUUGAUACGGAAGAAGUCAGCCAUGAGCAGCACCCUGUGCAGCACACAGGACUCCCUGCCCGCCCAGGGGGGACGUGCAGCACCAUUCUCCUUCCAUCCCCGGAGCUGCACGCAACGGCCCGCACCAUGAACAGCAACAUCUGGCAGAUGUGCAUCCAGCUGGAAGGGGUCGGCUGCUUUGCUGCUGUCCUCGGGAAGGAGUUCCGGCUGCUCCUGCUGACGGCUCUGUACCCGGUGCUGGAGAAGGCUGGUGACAAGACCCUGCUCAUCAGCGAGACGGCGCUGGGGACGCUGGCAGAGAUGAGCGAGGCCUGUGGCUACGGCUCUGUGCAGCGUCUGAUUAAUGACAACUCUGACUAUCUGGUGAACGGGAUCUCCCUGGGCUUGCGCCAGCUGGCACAGCAGCCCCAUGCCUCCCGGGUGCUGGACACUAUGCUGAGGCAUUCAGAUGCCAGCUUGCUGCCACUGGUAGAAGAUAUUAUCCAAGAUGUCCUGUCAACGCUAGAUCAGUGUUACAACAGCCAGGCUUCCACCUUCCUCGGGGUCCUGCACUCACUAAUGACAGCUUUAGUCCAGUGGUUUGGCUCAUCCUGCAGUGAGGAACAGCAGCAGAGCACCGAGUGCCAGAACAGGACCUUGUCCCCAGGGCCACAGGCGGUGACAGCACGAGACAUGGAGCAGUUCUUCCUGGACUACAUCAGGCAGAAGCAGAUUGCAGAGGGCGAUGUUCCCGACUCAGGGGAUGAGGAGGCAGAUGAGGUUCCCACCCUUGCUAAGCCAGAGCCAAACAACUGUGAGACAGAAGGAGAAGCUCCCCUGCCCAGCCAUGCUCAGCUGGCCAAAGACGUGCUGGAGAGGUGCAUCCACUUGCUGUCUGACAGGAGCCUCCGUGUGCGGCUCAAGGUUCUGGACGUGCUGGAGCUCUGUGUAAUUGUGCUGCAUCCUCACGGAAACCAUCUGCUUCCCAUGGCUCACCGUGUCUGGCCAGCUCUCGUCACCCGCCUGAUCAGCGAUGACCCUCUGGCAGUGCUCAGAGCCUUCAAGGUGCUGUGUACCCUGGCUCAGAAGUGUGGGGACUUCCUGAGGCUGAGAUUCUCCAGAGAUGUCCUGCCUAAGCUGACCAGCUCCCUCCUCAGCCAGGCCCCAGCAAGUGCCAGAGCCGGGCCUGUGUACACCCACACGCUCGCCUUCAAGCUGCAGCUGGCUGUGCUGCAGGGCCUGGGCUCUCUGUGCGAGAAGCUGGACAUGGGCGAGUGUGACCUGAAUAAAGUGGCAGAUGCCUGCCUGAUUUACCUCAGCGCCAAGCAACCCAGGAAACUGCAAGAAGCUGCCCAGAGUGUUUUCCUCCACUUAAUGGCCGUGGACCCUGACUGGACAUGGCUCUUGCUGACAGAGACCUGCUGCCCGCACGGGUACGAGCCCCCCCACGCCAGCCUGCGGCCGGUGAAGCUGGCAGGGAUGGGGAGGCCGCGGAAUGAGCUGACGGACAACGUGGGGCUGCUGCUGGAGCGGCUGCGGCAGCGGGAGAGCGGAGCCCAGGAACCCCCUCCCUGAGGGAGCUCUGAAGUGGCUGGAGCGGGAGAGGAGCUGCCGGGAUGGAGCUCACCCAGGAAGAGGCCGGGAUCUGGAGCCCGGAUCGUGCGGGGCAGAGGAGGAGCUGCCUGUUCUAAACAGCCGUCGAGGUGAGGUGGGUACAUUGCUCUGAUUCCUCCUGGCCUGGUGCUGGGCAGGACUCUGAGGGUCACAGCACAUCUGCUUCAAGGGCUUCAGUACCGAGAGCGAGUCAUUUUCCAGAACUUACUUCCCAGCUCUGGAUCCUUGGCCAGUGGCCCUGCAGCAGCCACCCCACUCCUCCAACCUCCUCACAACUGGCAUCCUUUCUCCUGUUCUCUGCUUGACAGCAGUUGACAACUCAGAAGCCCAUUUCUGGCCUUAACCCUUCCCAGGAAAGAAUCCAGCUUGGGUGUGUUAAAGCCAUUUUCUUUGUAAAACCAAUUGAUACCAGAAAAGUUAAAAUGCAUUUCCAGUAAAUCCUCACCAGUAUUCCCAGCAAGAGCAACAGAUCCUCUGGGGAACAUCAAGGCUGCUGCUGAGACCAGGCAACUGCAUUGUGCUCCAAAGUCCCACCACAGAGCAGGAUUAGUGUGACCAGAUGUGGCAGUGAAACCCAGCCCUGGCUGACAGCUUGCAGUGAGUGAAGGCUCCUGCCUCCCCAGUCGCCUGCCAUUUCCACAGGGCAUUUCUGACCCCUCUCCAUCACCCACCCUGAGGAGACCUGGAUGAAGUUAUCUACCUGUGCCCUGUGCAGCCUCCAGGGUGGGCGCAGACGUGGUCAGAGGAGGUGACAGGAGGUGUGAGCAUGGCAGUGCCAUGGUUUGCAAUGCAGCAAGAGGGGGGGACAGCCAGUCCCUGGGGUCUCCUGCUGCCCCUCGGAACACGCAGGGCUCACAGGAACCCGCUGCAGCUCCGGGUCCUCCAGGCUCCAUCGCAGACAGUCUGCAGCCGGCUGCUCCCAGGCCGUGUCUCUGGGAUUCAGCUCCUUCACCCCGAGCGGCUCCUGGCAGCUGCAGCACCCACAAGAGUUCUGUGCUGGGGGAGCAAAGGGACAGACUGUGACUGCGAGUGUGGGAGCAAGCUCAGAAAGGCAAAAACCAAAGCAAUAAACUGAUGGUGACAUGG